AUGCAACCUCAUUCAUACAUUAGUAAUGUCCGUACUGAGUAUCAGUACAAUUCUAAAGAUUGCACUGGAACACCUCGUUCUGUGUUUGAUUGGAUAAAUACUGCAGCAAAAGUCGAUCCACAACCAGAGCAUUUUAUAGCUUUCAGAGGAGACAGUGGAACUCAGUGUAGAUUGGACGACACAAUUGAUGGUGAAUUUUUUACUGAUGAAUGCGCUUCUGAUAUUAAUUGGGUACAAUGGAAAAUUUAUGAAGAAAACGGUAGAUAUUUUUUGAGGAAAAGCCACAAUGUUUAUAAUUGUGAUCCAACUUCAACCACUGUAUACAAAUACAAUUAUGAAUGCAACAAAUGUGAUGAAGAAGGCAGACUCACGAAGUGUUAUGGUAUCGGUGGUGUUAAAGAAUAUACAGACUUCACAAUGAGAGGACCUGAAAAUACACUGGAUAUCGAUAACAAACCAAAUCAAGAUAAUUCGAAUCAAAACAAUGGCGAACAAAAUGAAGAAAAUGGAUCUCAUUUUGUCGUUGUUUUACUUGGAUUACUUACAUUAUCUUUGAUAUUUUAA
Molecule: messenger RNA, 564 nt
Organism: Entamoeba invadens IP1
Lineage: Eukaryota; Evosea; Mastigamoebida; Endamoebidae
Exons: 1
Coding region: 1-564 (187 amino acids)
Source: RefSeq, a predicted model, not a curated record